GCAGCUCUGCUUCUAACAGAGAAGGUGAAAAAUAAGAAGCUGGUUGAACUGCUGAGGAGAAAAGUUCGUCUUGCCCAGCCUUAUGCUGGUGUUUUUCUUAAAAAAGAAGACAACAAUGAAUCUGAUGUGGUGGAGGAUCUGAAUGAAAUAUACCAAAUGGGAACUUUUGUCCAGAUUCAUGAAAUGCAGGAUCUUGGAGACAAGUUGCGAAUGAUAGUCAUGGGACACCGAAGGAUUCGCAUAAACAAGCAACUAGAGGUUGAACCUGAGGAGCCUGAGAACAAACAAAAAAUCAGAAGGAAACAAAAGCGAUCUAAGAAGGAGGCUGAAGAGGAGCCUGGAGCAAAGGACCAAUCUGUGGAGCUGGUACUAGAUCCUGUAUCUGCUCCUUCAAAGGAAGUUCUCAUGGUAGAAGUAGAGAAUGUGGUUCAUGAAGAUUUUCAGAUCACAGAAGAGGUUAAAGCACUUACUGCAGAAAUUGUUAAAACAAUCCGGGACAUCAUUGCCUUGAACCCCUUGUACAGGGAGUCCGUACUUCAGAUGAUGCAGGCUGGACAGCGUGUGGUAGAUAACCCUAUCUAUCUGAGUGACAUGGGUGCAGCCCUAACAGGGGCAGAGUCACAUGAACUUCAAGACAUCUUGGAAGAAACCAGUAUUCCCAAACGGCUUUAUAAAGCUCUUUCCCUUCUAAAAAAGGAAUAUGAGCUGAGCAAACUUCAGCAGCGUCUUGGAAGAGAGGUUGAGGAGAAGAUCAAGCAAACACAUCGCAAGUAUCUUCUUCAAGAGCAGUUGAAGAUCAUUAAGAAAGAGCUAGGUUUGGAAAAAGAGGAUAAAGAUGCUAUAGAAGAGAAAUUCCGUGAGCGACUAAAGGAGCUGGUAGUGCCAAAACAUGUCAUGGAUGUGAUUGAUGAAGAGUUGAACAAGUUGGGCUUGUUGGAUAAUCAUUCCUCAGAAUUUAAUGUUACACGGAACUACUUGGACUGGCUGACAUCCAUCCCGUGGGGUAAGUGUAGCGAGGAGAACCUAGAGCUGGCCAGAGCCCAGGCGGUUCUAGAGGAGGAUCACUAUGGAAUGGAUGACGUCAAGAAGCGAAUUCUGGAAUUUAUUGCAGUCAGCCAGCUGCGAGGAUCCACCCAGGGGAAGAUUUUGUGUUUUUAUGGUCCUCCUGGAGUUGGCAAAACCAGUAUUGCUCGCUCCAUUGCCAGAGCUCUAAACAGAGAGUACUUCCGCUUCAGUGUUGGAGGGAUGACUGAUGUAGCAGAAAUAAAAGGACACAGGAGGACAUAUGUUGGAGCAAUGCCAGGAAAAAUCAUCCAGUGUCUGAAGAAGACCAAGACAGAGAAUCCACUUAUACUGAUUGAUGAGGUAGAUAAAAUAGGAAGAGGCUAUCAAGGGGAUCCAUCCUCGGCCCUUCUAGAACUAUUGGAUCCAGAACAGAACUCUAACUUCUUGGAUCAUUAUCUUGAUGUUCCUGUGGAUUUGUCAAAGGUACUUUUUAUUUGUACUGCCAAUGUAACAGAAACCAUUCCAGAGCCACUGCGGGAUAGAAUGGAAGUGAUCAAUGUGUCAGGAUAUGUAGCAGAAGAGAAACUUGCAAUUGCAGAGAGAUACUUGGUCCCUCAAGCACGAGUUCUGUGUGGCUUGGAUGAAAACAAAGCUCAGAUCACAUCAGAUGUCCUGACUCUUCUCAUCAAGCAGUACUGCAGAGAGAGUGGGGUGAGGAAUCUACAGAAACAAGUAGAAAAGGUAUUGAGGAAAUCUGCCUAUAAAAUCGUGAGUGGAGAAGCAGAGACAGUCCAAGUAACACCGGAGAACCUGCAGGAUUUUGUAGGAAAGCCCAUCUUCACUGUGGAUCGCAUGUAUGAAACCACUCCCCCAGGAGUUGUGAUGGGUCUGGCUUGGACAGCUAUGGGAGGUUCCACUCUGUUUAUUGAAACAUCCCUGAGGCGACCCAAAGACAAGGAGAACAAGGAUGGGUCACUUGAAGUAACAGGGCAACUGGGAGAUGUAAUGAAAGAGAGUGCCAAAAUUGCAUACACAUUUGCAAGAGCCUUUCUGAUGCAGAAGGACCCCAACAAUGACUUUCUUAUGUCUUCUCAUAUCCACUUGCAUGUGCCAGAGGGAGCAACCCCGAAGGAUGGACCAAGUGCAGGAUGUACCAUAGUAACGGCUCUGCUAUCCCUGGCCAUGAAUUGCCCAGUGAGACAGAAUGUGGCCAUGACUGGAGAAGUGUCAUUGACUGGAAAAAUUCUUCCUGUUGGUGGAAUCAAGGAAAAGACUAUUGCAGCGAAGAGGGCAGGUGUUAACUGCAUCAUUCUGCCAUCAGAGAACAAAAAGGAUUAUUAUGACCUUGCUGGAUUCAUUACAGAAGGACUGGAAGUGCAUUUUGUGGAGCACUACAAAGAGGUAUUUGAUAUCGCAUUUUCACAGCUGGAUCUCACUGGACGAUGACAAGCUGUGCUCUGAUGGCUGGAAGGUGUUCUGUCCCUAAGCACUCAGCCCCCACCUUGAGAUGGGUGACCAGGGCAAUCCUUAAGUGGGACAUAAAGUUAUUGCUGCUGCGCAGCUGCCAAAAUUAUGGCUCUGCUAGAAUAAAGUAUUUCUCAGUCUUUAAUACUGAAUUAUGAUCUACAAUAAAGGAUUUCCAAUUUUGCCAAAGGAAUGGGCAUGUUAUCAGCCACCAGCA
Messenger RNA from Cyanistes caeruleus (blue tit), 2686 nucleotides. RefSeq names its product lon peptidase 1, mitochondrial (gene LONP1). Gene Ontology annotation, biological process: mitochondrion organization; protein quality control for misfolded or incompletely synthesized proteins; chaperone-mediated protein complex assembly. The record is from RefSeq and is a predicted model, not a curated record. Gene Ontology annotation, molecular function: single-stranded DNA binding; ATP-dependent peptidase activity; serine-type endopeptidase activity. Gene Ontology annotation, cellular component: mitochondrial matrix. NCBI's taxonomy places the organism in Eukaryota, Metazoa, Chordata, Aves, Passeriformes, Paridae.